GGUGUCGGUAUAACCAAUCAGGCGCGGCUCCAGGUUUAACUAUGUUAAAUGUCAGAUUGCAAUAAACUAGAAGCUGUUGGUCGGGCCCGCGGAAAUGGGCGAGCAUAAUCUCCUUAAUCCAGGGUUUGUAGGACCUCUGGUAAACAUUCACACGGGAGACACGUUUUACUUUCCGAAUUUUAGAGCCUCAGGGGGACAGCUGGCGGGGCUACCGUCUCUCUCCUACCCGAGAAGGGACAAUGUUUGCUCCCUCCCGUGGAACCCUUCGGAGCCGUGCAAUGGAUACUCUCAAUCCUACUUUAGCAGCCCGGUGUCUAUUAACCCUUCCUUCAAUCGGUCGUGUGAGAUCACCAGACCAGAGGAGGGCAAGUGUUACUACAACAACGGUAACAGGGAGACCUGCUCAGGUGGCAACGGCGGCAGCGGCAGCCUCAAACGGGAGGACAGGGCGAGGGACACAUCUGACCACGGGAUGCACGCCGGGAUUGCGGGCGGCGUCGCCUUCUCCAAAUAUGAGUACGGAACGGAGCAGCUCACGCAGGAUCCGCCGUCCUGUCAGUCAAUGGAGUCCGACUCCAGCUCCUCUCUGCUGAAUGAGAGCGGCAAGCCUCCAUCCAGCAACACACAGACCCUGGUGUCACCGGGAAGCCUUUCAGGCAACAUAGCCGCAGGCGGAGGCGCCCCGUGGUACCCGAUGCACACUCGGACCAGAAAGAAGCGCAAACCCUAUUCAAAACUCCAGCUGGCGGAGCUCGAAGGAGAAUUCAUGCUUAACGAAUUCAUCACCCGGCAGCGGCGGAGGGAGCUCUCCGACCGCCUGAACCUCAGCGACCAACAAGUGAAGAUUUGGUUCCAGAACCGCAGGAUGAAGAAGAAGAGACUCAUGUUGAGGGAGCAAGCUUUGGCCUACUUUUAGAGACAUGCGUGAUAUAGAAAGGUGAAACGAUAGGCAGUAAAAAAAAUAAAAAUAAAAUAAAAAAGCCAAGCCUUCUACACUCCCUUAGGUCUUCUGUCAAUGCAUGCACUCAUCUAUCCAUCUUUGUUCAAAUUGCAGGUUAUCAUUACCUCCUUUCUGCUGGAUUAUCUCUAAAGUUGUUCCUCCAAAAAAUACAAGACACUAUCUGGCGUCCUAAAAGAUGCACUGCACAUCAGUGAGCCUCGAGGUUUGGCGUAAUGGCACAAAAAAAAAAAAACUGUGAAAAUGUGUGUUGUUUUCUCUGCAGGCUUCCCCUCAUUGACCUAGCAAUAGAUAAUUGUUCAGGCAAUAUGACAUCAGUCACUCUGAGAAAUCGGGGCGGAGGAGAGGCCAUUCAAGGCAGAAAUCUUAGGAUAGGGCCUAAAAAUAUCCGUGAAGUCAAACAGUCUGACUGCAUGGCAUCCGCGCUCGAAUGUCUUUAUAAUUCCUUCAGUUAAGAUCUGAAGAAGGAUCAUUUCCAUCCCGACUGGUUUAUGCGUCCUUUCUUGUAAUUUGUCGCUUAAGAGAAGGAUUCCCAUGUUUUUAUUAUUAUUUUUUUUACGUGUGUGCACGUUCACGGUCACGGACAGGAGUACCAAAAGUCUGGGUCUCUGCAUGACAGAGGAGAGGCAACACUAAGAUAAAAAAAUGACAUAAAGUGAGUUUGAUUAAGUGCAAACAAGUUUCGUCUUUUUUAUUCUUCUACUUUUAUUACCUUUCAACUUGUCUUAACAACAAACCACUGGGUCACAUAUGCGUGUUCACGGUUCUGGACUGGGCUGCUACGAUAAAAGAAAAAAAAAAGGUCCAGACUCAUGCCAGCGAAAGCCCAAAAAGGAUGUCCAGUUCAACUUAAUCCGCGAGCUGUCACUUACUUAAAGUGCGGAUAUACGCUUUCAGGCCAAAAAAGAGCAUUUUUGAAACUUAUUGGUGCUCAUAAUACUAAAUAAAUGUAUAUACAAUAAAAUAAUAAAAUAAAAAUAGUAAAAGAACUUUCAAGCCUCUGAGUGUGUUGCCCCUUCGAUGUGGGUGCAACCGCAGCGUAUUAUCGGUUAUGUAUUAUGAGUAAGCUAACUAAAACGUUUGCAGCAUGUUAUUGAUGUGAAAGUGCUACAAGUCGUGUUCUGCGGGACACUGUUUCUGUAGGUGACCUUUUGUACCUUUUCUUUUUUGAACAAAUCAAAAACCACCAAUAUUAAAACGUUUUGAAAUAAGCGCCUUCAAAGAAUGUAUUAUUAUUAUUAUUAUUAGGUGGCAGGGACGGACAGCCGCCUAGGCCGACCUAAUGUACUUGCAGUGUUGUCUUCGUUCUUACCUUGUCCUCGUGUAUAACUUUGUAAAAUGAAAAUAUAACCAUUAUUAGUAUUCGCAUCCUAUUUUGAGGAUCCCUUAUCGCUAUGUAAUAGUGCUUUAUGUUGAUCGUCUUGUUCAAUACAUCAUUCCAUAUAUAUAUAUAUAUAUAGCCAGUUUGUUACUGUAAGGGCAGGGAGGGGAGGUAUAGACCGACAUGCAGAAUGAUUAUAAAAAAUGUAAAAUUUUGUUAUUUUUUACCAUUCAUGACAUUUAAAGAAACUCUGUUUUAGCGUGGUAGUUGUCCAUGAUAGUACCUUUCAUGAUGUCGCCCACCUAUUGCAUUCCUUCCUUUGCGCUUGUAAGGAUUGCUACGUUGUCUUGUAAAAGUAAUAUUGAUAUGAAUGUAUAUGCGUAAGGUCUUCAAUAAACAGCAUAUUGAAACGUU
Messenger RNA from Girardinichthys multiradiatus, 2693 nucleotides. RefSeq names its product homeobox C12a (gene hoxc12a). Lineage: Eukaryota; Metazoa; Chordata; Actinopteri; Cyprinodontiformes; Goodeidae. The transcript has 2 exons. Gene Ontology annotation, molecular function: DNA-binding transcription factor activity, RNA polymerase II-specific; sequence-specific double-stranded DNA binding. The record is from RefSeq and is a predicted model, not a curated record. The coding region runs from base 95 to 916 and encodes 273 amino acids. Gene Ontology annotation, biological process: regulation of DNA-templated transcription.